This is a messenger RNA of Tripterygium wilfordii, 1729 nucleotides long. RefSeq lists its product as uncharacterized. Bases 290 to 1423 code for a protein of 377 amino acids. The transcript has a single exon. The record is from RefSeq and is a predicted model, not a curated record. Lineage: Eukaryota; Viridiplantae; Streptophyta; Magnoliopsida; Celastrales; Celastraceae.
UGAUAUAGCUGACCUCAAAAAUAAUUAAAAAUCACAACUUAGUUUCACGCUACAAGACAAAAACAGGGUAGAUCUCCAUGUGCAUUUUAAUCCAACGGCGACUGUAGCAAUAUCAAGUUCUUCUGGGGAUUCUUUCUUUUGUUGCAUAUUCUCUUUCAGUAAAAAAAGCAAACACCUUCAGAGCAUUCCACUCUAUAGCCUUCUAGCGUUGCAGAGGAGGAAAAAGAAGAAAUUAGUGGUAUAGCUAGGAAUCUCAAAAGGGGUUUGUCAAGGAUACGAGGAAGAUAACAUGGAAGGAAUCAAAGGAGGUGGUGGUGGCGGUGGAGACGACAUGGGAGAUGGAAUGCAAUGCAGUGAUCAUCCUCAUAGAAACAACCCAGGUGGGAUCUGCGCAUUCUGUCUUCAAGAAAAGCUUGGCAAGCUUGUUUCGUCUUCAUUUCCUUUACCUGUUCGUGGGUUUUCUUCUUCGUCCUCCUCUCCUUCUUUUACGUCUGAUAUUGGAAGAAGUAGUGCUAGCAUUGCUGGUACUACUGAAACUUCUUCGGUUUCACUUGCAAUGCGUCCCACGUCAAGAGUCCACCAAGAGUUCUAUGCAAGGCGAACCAGCAUUCCAUUUAUUUUAGCGAAGAAGAAGAAGAAAAAUAUGACUGUGUCAUCGCAAUCUGAUCGUGACAUUGUUUUCAAAAGAAGCAAAUCCACUACAACCCCAGGAAGGAACUGUAAUUUAUUGGGUACUGAUGACGGAGACUACCUCAGCCCAAGAAAACGAACUGGGUUUUGGUCAUUUCUGUAUAAAUCCAACAGUGGUAAGAAAACAGGGAAGAUUACAUCAUUUACUGCAGCAACAGCAGUAACAACGCCAGCAGCGUCUGCAGGGAAGACAAAAGAAUGGUGCUUGGGUUCUUCAUUGUCAAACAGAGGUGCUAAUAAUCACAAUAUUGUGGUGGAGGAUGAUGACGAAUUUAGCCCCAAUAGCCAAGCCACUGCCUCUGCUUCAUCGUUUGAAAGAAAAGUUUCAAGAUCCAGAUCUGUUGGCUGUGGUAGCCGGAGCUUCUCCGGUGACUUCUUUGAGAGAAUCUCAAUUGGGUUUGGUGAUUGCACACUCAAAAGAGUUGAAUCACAAAGAGAAGGCAAACCUAAGGUGACUUGCUCAUCCUCUUCUUCGUCUUAUUGGGUCUCAUCAUCAUCUGCUGAAGACAUGAAUCCUAAAUCAACAACUGCAGUGACAGCAGGGCCUCAUGUAAAUGUUCAUGGUAGAAAUAGGAGCUGGGUUUGGGCAUUUGCUAGUCCUAUGAGAGCUUUCAGUACUAAACCCUCUUCAAAGGAUGGGAAUAAGAGAAACAGCAACAUCAGAGAAGCUUCAAGUAAGAACACUAAACCGGAUUUGAAUGCCAUUCCUUCUUUGUUGGCUGUGAGAAUCUAAACGUUCAUCAUACACAUUACAUAACAUUUUACUUAUUAUUCACUCUGUUCAUUCCUCUAUGUUUGAUUAUCUUCAAUUUCUUGGUCUCGACUCUGUUGUGUUAUAGCUACAAUAUCUUUGCUAUCAUUUUAUUUUUCUUGGGUGAGAUAAAAAAAAAUUCAAUCUUGAAUGCAGAACCCACAUGAAGGAGAAGGGACUGUAUGUUUGACCAAGUAUUGAUUAGGAUCAUUGAGCUUUGGUGGGUUGUGUUUUUCUGUGUUGAAUCUCAAUCUAUUAUGUAUUCUUUAAUAUAUUUUUUUUGCAGAA